UUGGAACAAACAAAAACAAACAUUUAAAAUUUGUUAACAAAUUGCGGGGUUAAAUGCUAAACAAUUAAAGAAAAAGCCUCUCACAAUUAUAAAUUCAAAAAAAAAAAAAAAACUUUGAGGGUUUUUGAAAAAUAUAGAACGUGGGCUAAAGUCAAGCUUUACAGUCAGAUUACUAAACAAACGGAAAAUGCCAGCAAUAUAUAAAAGCAAUAUGUACAAUAGAAGGAAAGGAACAUAAGGAGAAACAAAGGGAAGCAGCUGGGUAGCAAGUAAAAGUCUUAAGAAAAAUAUAAACUAAAAGAAUUUAAAGCCAAAAAAUAGUAAAAAAUCGAGAAUAAACUAAAGGUUUCCUAAACCAACACCAUUCCCAAGGCAGAGAUUUGUAAGCCUUUUCUGGACUUCUUAUCUAAACACUAACUUUAAACGACUUGAUUUGGUCUUUGAAAGCCCAUUUCAUUUUGGGUAUUUGGUUAGUUAAUUGUAUUGAAACAUUCCUCCACAUAGUAUGGCCUCGGUCGCCGCUUGGCUGCCAUUCGCACGGGCGGCGGCCAUUGGUUGGGUGCCCAUAGCCACUCAUCCCCUGCCACCGGCACCCAUACCCAAAGAUAGACGCAAAACCGAUGAUGAGAAACUAUUAAUUAAUGUGUCCGGGCGACGUUUUGAGACCUGGCGUAAUACUCUCGAAAAAUAUCCCGAUACAUUGUUGGGCUCGAAUGAACGUGAGUUCUUUUACGAUGAGGAUUGUAAAGAAUAUUUCUUUGAUCGAGAUCCGGAUAUAUUUCGUCAUAUAUUGAAUUAUUAUCGUACGGGUAAACUACAUUAUCCCAAACAUGAAUGUCUCACUAGUUAUGAUGAGGAAUUGGCCUUUUUCGGCAUUAUGCCGGAUGUUAUAGGCGACUGUUGUUAUGAGGAUUAUCGUGAUCGUAAACGUGAAAAUGCCGAGAGACUUAUGGAUGAUAAAUUGUCCGAGAAUGGUGAUCAAAAUUUGCAACAAUUAACAAAUAUACGCCAGAAAAUGUGGCGGGCCUUUGAGAAUCCGCACACCUCAACAGCAGCAUUGGUAUUCUACUAUGUGACGGGCUUCUUUAUUGCCGUCUCGGUGAUGGCCAAUGUUGUGGAGACGGUGCCUUGUGGACAUCGACCCGGACGUGCUGGUACACUGCCCUGUGGCGAACGCUACAAAAUUGUUUUCUUCUGCUUGGAUACCGCCUGCGUUAUGAUCUUUACCGCCGAAUAUCUGCUGCGUCUAUUUGCGGCACCCGAUCGUUGCAAAUUUGUGCGCAGUGUUAUGAGUAUCAUCGAUGUGGUGGCCAUUCUGCCCUACUACAUUGGUCUGGGCAUAACAGACAACGACGAUGUGAGCGGAGCGUUUGUAACGUUGCGCGUCUUCCGCGUAUUUCGUAUCUUUAAGUUUUCACGUCACUCACAGGGUCUCAGAAUUUUGGGUUACACUCUCAAAUCGUGUGCUUCCGAAUUGGGUUUUCUGGUAUUCUCACUGGCCAUGGCAAUCAUUAUCUUUGCUACCGUCAUGUUCUAUGCUGAGAAAAAUGUCAAUGGUACCAAUUUCACAUCAAUACCAGCGGCCUUUUGGUAUACAAUUGUCACUAUGACGACACUGGGUUAUGGUGAUAUGGUACCGGAGACAAUAGCUGGCAAAAUAGUUGGUGGUGUUUGUUCAUUGAGUGGUGUCCUUGUGAUCGCCUUACCCGUACCUGUUAUUGUAUCUAACUUUAGUAGAAUUUAUCAUCAAAAUCAACGAGCUGAUAAACGAAAAGCACAAAGAGUUCUCUUACAGAAAGCCCGCUUGGCACGUAUACGCAUUGCUAAAGCGUCUUCGGGUGCUGCCUUUGUUAAUAAAAAGAAAGCUGCCGAGGCACGUUGGGCAGCCCAAGAGUCAGGAAUUGAAUUGGACGAAAAUAUACGUGACGAGGACAUUUUUGAGUUACAGCAUCAUCAUUUGCUAAGAUGUUUAGAGAAAACAACGAUGUAGCAACCAUUUGUUAUAAUUACAAAAAGCAAUGACAACAUAUGUAUUUUUUAUAAAAUUUAAAUUUUAAAGAAAAUAAUGAAAGAAAAAAAACUCUACAAACUAAAACACAAGAUAGUUAAAUAAACUACUUUUUUUUAACAAAAAGUUUAUAAUUAAAUAACGUUAUUUUUAUUAAACUAAAUAUUAUUGUUGACCAUUAGAAGCCCAGCAAUUCUACCAUAUUAGUAAAAACUAUGGCCAAAAGUGCGUAAAUAAUUUUAAAAAUUUUUUUACCAUAAUUUCUUUGUAAUUUUUGUGUGUGUAAUUUAUUUUUACAAAAUGAACAAAAAAAAUUAUUUAAUAUUAUUGUUAUCUCCUGUUUUAUUUCUCUUCUAAAACAUGUAUUUAGUUUUUAAGUUUGUUAAUAUUUUAACUUUGAUCUAAUAAUAGUAAAAAGAUAAACACCUAAAAUUAUUGUAAAAAAAAAAUUUAUAUUUAUAAUUUUAUUAUUUUUUUAAUUUUAAA
Lucilia cuprina (Australian sheep blowfly) is the source of this 2494-nucleotide messenger RNA. It is a transcript of the gene Shal, whose product is annotated as potassium voltage-gated channel protein Shal. Bases 506 to 1990 code for a protein of 494 amino acids. Gene Ontology annotation, cellular component: membrane; voltage-gated potassium channel complex. Lineage: Eukaryota; Metazoa; Arthropoda; Insecta; Diptera; Calliphoridae. Gene Ontology annotation, molecular function: A-type (transient outward) potassium channel activity; protein binding. The transcript has 5 exons. Gene Ontology annotation, biological process: potassium ion transmembrane transport; protein homooligomerization. The record is from RefSeq and is a predicted model, not a curated record.